AUGCGAGAAAGAAUCCGUUGCCCAAUGUACCCAAUCGGCUCGUUUGCAAGCUUUAGCCAAAGUGAAUCCAUUGACCAUUUACAGUCAGUUUCAAUGAGUCUCUGGAAAGAAGAGGAUGCUUGUGUAGAAUGGCUGAAUGACAAGGAACCUAAGUCAGUUGUGUAUGUGAAUUUUGGCAGUGCAACAGUUUUAACACACAAUCAACUCAAUGAGUUCUCUUGGGGUCUUGCGAAUAGCCAAAGGCCUUUCAUAUGGGUCAUUCAUGAAGAUCCCGUAAUUGGCGAAUCGGCAACGAUAGGAAAAGUAUUUGUCGAAGCAACCAAAGAAAGAGCGCUAAUCUUGAGAUGAUGUAACCAGAUGAAAGUACUGUCACACCCUGCAGUUGGUGGCUUCCUUACCAGUGGAUGGAAUUCUACAUUUGAGAGCAUUAGCAGUGGGAUGCUGACCAUAUGUUGGCCUUUUUUUGCCGAUCAACAAACAAAUUGCUGGUACGUUUACAAGGAAUUGGGCAUUGGUAUGGAGAUAAACAAUGGUGUUAAGAGGCAGGAUGUGAAGGAAUUGAUAAGGGAAUUGAUGGGAGGAAAGAAGGGUAAAGAGAUGCAGUUAAAGGCCAAGAAAUUGAAGGAGAGCUCAAAAAGUGCUCUUCAAAUUGGAGGCAGCUCAUAUGAUAACUUUGAGAGGCUAUUAAAGGAAAUGCUUCUAGAGAAACAUUAA
Molecule: messenger RNA, 714 nt
Organism: Amborella trichopoda
Lineage: Eukaryota; Viridiplantae; Streptophyta; Magnoliopsida; Amborellales; Amborellaceae
Source: RefSeq, a predicted model, not a curated record